Phytophthora nicotianae INRA-310 is the source of this 564-nucleotide messenger RNA. RefSeq lists its product as hypothetical. Bases 1 to 564 code for a protein of 187 amino acids. The record is from RefSeq and is a predicted model, not a curated record. The transcript has a single exon. NCBI's taxonomy places the organism in Eukaryota, Oomycota, Peronosporomycetes, Peronosporales, Peronosporaceae.
AUGACUACUCGCCGUGCCAUGGCACUGACGCUGGCUUCGCUUGUAGUUCUUACUAUCAGCCAUAACAGUAUAGCGACUGGGAAGACUAUAAACAGCAACUCGGAACAGAGCCUCCGAAUGCCCGACGCAGACGACAACAAUAUUAAGGACAGCCCUGAAGAGCGAGAGUCUAUCUUGCUUAAAUGGCUUGGUCUUGAGGAGAAUUUUGGCUAUGCGCGUCUGAUUAAGAUGAAAUUCGACGAAGCGUAUAGGGUGAAGAUGUAUAUGAAGUGGAAUGAACACCACAAAAAGGCAGAAGAUGUCGUCACUAACCUCAAAACACUUUAUCGUAAGCGCUAUAGGGGAUUACUCCUGGAGUAUAUCAACAAGUAUCAGCACUCCGCUACUACUUCCGAUAUUGCUCGGAAUCGUCGAGUUCACUUUGGUGAAGCCACCGUUACCAAGUUCAGCUAUCAAGUUGAAGACACCCUGCGAAGGGAGGGAUAUCUGGGAAGAGGACCAAAGGGUGGUGGUCCCGCUGGGCGCUCUAUAUUGAAAAAGAAGACGCAGCAAGUUAAACUGUAA